AGAUCUGCAAUAAGUUCCAUUUUCAUCAUUAUUUUCUUUCUAAGAGUCCUUAUUAUGUUCUUUCCUACUCCAGAUUUGUGUGUCUGCUGUCUUUGUUCCAGAAUUCACCUUCCUUCACCUUCAAGACAACUUUGAGAGGAAUGUUUUUGCUUAUUCAAUCUGCAUGUCCCUCCUUCCUGAAGGUUGUGUAAUCAUUGGAGUGACCUUCAAUUCCUGCUAACUUUAUUGGAGACACUGGCUCAUUUGUUAUGAUGCUAUGGUAUCCGAUUUUUAUGGAGAGGCAUUGAUAGGAAAGUUCCCUCUCUUGCGCUUUAGUGAGAAGAAUUUGUUUACGAGAGAUGGGAAUAUCUACCAGCUUUCUCAGGUUUGGCUGAAGGCUAUUUAACGUUUGUCCCUGGCAGGUAAUCUGCAUUAUAUUUUACAUGUUUAAGUGGUGAUAUAACUACCAAAAUAACUAAUAAAUCUUGUUACACCCUUAAAAAAUUAUGUAAUGAUGCAUUUAUGACGUGCAUGGAUGAGAUAUUUUAUCUGCUUUUACUAAUCGAUGUUCUGAUCUGGAUCAGUAUUGCUUUUACUGGCCAGUCCCCCCGGGUUUGAAUUCUGGCUUGAAUGUCUAAUGAUGUAAUGAUGCAUAUUUAUCAUGCAUGGACGAGAGAUUUGAUAUGCAUUUACUAAUUGAUGAUCUGAUCUGGAUUGGUAUUACUUUUUCUGGUCAGUCCUGGUUUUGAAUUUUGGCUUGGAUCUCUUUUCUCUUUUUUUGGCGCUAGAAUCUUAUUAUGAAUGCAUUAGCCAUUAGCAUUGGCCCCAAAAAAAGAGGAGGAUCUCCGACUACUUGACCUUUCUAAUCAUCUCAUUCUCUUUUCAUUUAGGUUGGUAGACUGUAAAUGUGACCCAUUUGAAGUUCAGCUGGCAAGCUUCCCCCUACAGCUGUUGGAUUAUGUUUUCUGGUAGCCUUUUGCAUGGCUCUCCAGAAGCACCAUAAAGGAACUGAUAAUGAAGAUCUCUGUUAAUCAGUAGGAGAAGACUUUUUUGAGCUUGACUUUCUGUUUACGUGUUUCCUUGAUUCCCAGAUUGCUUGUCUUAAAUCAUAUGCAAAAUGAUACCAUGCUUCUGUAUUUGAAUGGUUGUGGCGUUUGAAUGCCUUAAAUAAAUAGUAAUACUCAAUUGUAUUCAAUUGUGACUGAAUUAUAAACAUGAAUUAGUAGA
Messenger RNA from Rubroshorea leprosula, 1206 nucleotides. Lineage: Eukaryota; Viridiplantae; Streptophyta; Magnoliopsida; Malvales; Dipterocarpaceae. The record is from the annotation of a GenBank genome assembly.